Ctenocephalides felis (cat flea) is the source of this 2061-nucleotide messenger RNA. Its product is annotated as tudor domain-containing protein 3-like. The record is from RefSeq and is a predicted model, not a curated record. Bases 77 to 2023 code for a protein of 648 amino acids. NCBI's taxonomy places the organism in Eukaryota, Metazoa, Arthropoda, Insecta, Siphonaptera, Pulicidae. Gene Ontology annotation, biological process: mRNA processing. Gene Ontology annotation, cellular component: nucleus; cytoplasm. Gene Ontology annotation, molecular function: RNA binding. The transcript has 7 exons.
CGAUUGUUUACUAAAUUUCUAAUUUGACUUUAAUGUCUUGAUUUUAAGAAUCGAUCUAAAAUAGUGAUCUAUAGAAAUGGAUGUGUGUAAUAAAUUAAAAGAAAAAGGAUGGUGCUUAAGCGAAGAGGGAACCGAAAUUCUGGUGAAGUAUGCUAAUUCAACAGAUCUGAAAAUUUUAUCAGAAAAAGCUUUGGAGUUUGACCUGAAAAAAAUUGGAUGUGGUGCCUUAAGUUCAGAUUUAUCAAAGUCUAAAACUGAUUUUAUUAAAGGAAAUGUAAUUGUGCAAAUAACGAAGUUAAAGAAUGUAUCAGCACCAAAAAGUGAUCAAAACUCACAUAAAAGUCCUAGGUUAUUAAAACUCACAUUAACUGAUGGAAAAAACACAUUUUUUGCUUUAGAAAUGAAACUUAUUCCUCGCCUGAGUUUAAGUACACCACCUGGAACAAAGUUGUUUUUGAAAGGAAAUAGUUUGAAAUUGAUGCAUAACUAUGUAUUAUUAAAUUCUGAAAACACAGAAGUGCUUGGAGGAAUAGUUACAAGUCUGGUCGAGAAAUGGGAAGUGGAGAAAAAUCUUGAAAAAUGUACUAAAGGUACUAAAAACGUUGCUGGUUAUCCGCCAUGGAUUCCAUUUGAUAAAAAUAUUAUUGAUGGUGGUGAGACUACUAAUCCAGAAAAUCAUAAAGCAACAAACCUUCUCAAUUGUGCAGAUAACAAGGUCCAGAAUGAUGAAUUUGAUUCGCAACUACAACAAAAUAUUAAACAAGCCUUGAUUGACAAUCAAAAAAAGCCAAAAAAGGAUUUUGGAGGUGGUAAAAAAACAUUAGUCGAUAUGAAUGUUCAAAGAUUAAUGGAUAAAGGUUUUUCACAAUUUGAAGCCGAAAAUGCAUUAAAAUUGUGUAAGCACAAUUUUGAUAAAGCCCUUAAAAAGCUGCAAUUUUCGCAUCCUGCUAAUCAGCACUCAGUAAAGUCGGAAAAGUUUGAGAAACACACAGAAGUCAAAGAUUUCAAACCAAAUUUAGGAAAGAUAUCUUUAUCAGACUUUUUUGAAGAUUUACCUUUAUCAAGUAAAAAAACUAUUGCUGUAGAUAGUACGUCAUCUUCAAUAAAUACAUCUGCAAGAUAUGGCAAUACAUCUGAAAAGGUUAUGAAUAAAACACAUGAUUCAUAUCAAAAUGCAAAUUCAAUAGACAAUUAUAAAUCUAAAGCAAUUCAUGAGAAAAAAUCAUACCAUAAUAUAAAUCACCAGAGAGAUAAAAAUCAGUAUCUGAAUGUGAAUGCAAAUGCAAAACAAAUGAAUAGAAAUAAAAGCCCUGAUAGAAAUAAUACCUUCAGAGACCGCCAAAGCAAUAAGAAUGUUCAAAAUAAGGAAAAAGUAUACGGAAAUAAAUUUCAGAAAAAUAUACGAGACGACAAUUCUUUUCCAGAAAAAAAGAGUUUUCAACAAUCUGGCAACAAAGAUAUUAAUCAUGAGAUAUCUAAUUUAGCAAGUAGUGAAAGUGAGAAAGUAAAUAAAUCAACUGUACCAGAGUUUCCAAAGAAAAUAUGCAACACAAGAAUUUUUCGUAAUAACUUGAAUAGCAAUAGUCAUACCGAAACAGCAGGUGGAAAUGGUUUCUGUGAUAAAUUUGACGUAAAAGAUAGAAAGUGGCGCAUUGGCGAUAGGUGUAUAGCAAAGUAUUGGGAGGAUAAAAAGUACUAUGAUGCUGAAAUCACAGGACUUUCUGAUUAUACAUGUGUGGUUCGUUUUCUGGAAUAUGGAAAUUUUGAAGAAGUAAGCAAAUUCGAUUGCUUGCCCGUUACGCAAUCACGCGAUCAAUACUCUCAUCGAAAACAGUAUAAUUCUUCGAGAAACAAAUUGGAUAAUAAUGUCAGCAAUCAUCAAAAUAAACCACUUGAAAAGGAUCAACAACGAAUUGAUGAAUCCGAAAUUGUUAAUAAAGUUAAAAAUUUAACUAUUGAAAAUAGAGCGAAAAAAAAUAGAUUUGUUCCUAAUAUUUAUGUACCGCCUGCUCAAAGAAAAUGAUAUUUGUUUGAAGAUGAGUUACGUGUUUAUAAUAUAUA